This is a messenger RNA of Priapulus caudatus, 1968 nucleotides long. RefSeq names its product probable 3-hydroxybutyryl-CoA dehydrogenase. Gene Ontology annotation, biological process: fatty acid metabolic process. The transcript is spliced from 8 exons. NCBI's taxonomy places the organism in Eukaryota, Metazoa, Priapulida, Priapulimorpha, Priapulimorphida, Priapulidae. Bases 128 to 1015 code for a protein of 295 amino acids. The record is from RefSeq and is a predicted model, not a curated record. Gene Ontology annotation, molecular function: NAD+ binding.
GCGGGAGUGGGCGGGGUCUAUUUUUAUCCUCCAAUCCCAGGUCGGAGCAACUCCUCUGUUUAGACGCUGUUGUCAUCACCGAGCUCCUUGGUCAUCACAACCAUAGAUACUAACCCAAUUGGUGAAAAUGGUUAAAGUUGCUAUCGUUGGAGGCGGGCUACUCGGAGUGAAAAUCGCAGGUGACUUAGCAUAUCAUGGCCACACCGUGAAAAUAUACGAUCGAAACAUGAAAACUCUGGACUCCAUCCCUCUUCGGAUAGAGGAGGACAAGCAAGAGCUUAAAGACGAAGGAAUUCUCGUACAGGCAAACUAUACUGGUCGCAUCGUCUGCCUCAGCCAGCUGGAGGAGACCGUCUGCGACGCAGAGUUCAUCUUCGAGGCAGUGGCCGACGACCUCGAGGUCAAGCAGGACGUGUUUGAGCGAGUGUCGCACUGCUGCCGCGCGACCGCCGUCGUCGCCACCAACACGCUCGCGCUCAGCGUGGACAGCAUCACGCAGCGCAUGGCUCACAGCGAGAGGGCUCUCGGAUUGCGAUUUCUUUAUCCAGUCUACUGUAUAUCGGAAAUCGAAGUAACACCGUCCACACAUACCUCUGCAGAGACGAUGGAAAAAGUGAGAGUCUUCAUGGAGAAGAUGGGGAAGACGCUGUUUCUGCGAUCCGGAUCUAUCCCGCUGAUACUAAACAUCGAACAGAGAGAGUCGCGCAAAAUGGCCUACGCGCAGAGCUUGAAGAAUCAGCGGAACCUGGCAUACAUGAUGGUCGACAGGCUAGUUCCGGAGCUAGCGCACCGAGGGAACAUACUGCCUGGCGAUCCGGAACUCGAUGGAGGUUCGUACGGUGGUGAGGACCACGACUGUGCGAUCUGCAUGGACAACCCACGUAACUGCGUGCUGCGACCCUGCCACCACAUGUGCACGUGCAACGACUGCGGCCAACUGCUGCUCAACCGACGCGACGGCUGCCCCAUCUGCCGCAAGGAGAUCGCCGAAGUCAUCCGCGUGUUCCACUCGUAGCGGCGCCCCCUGGUGCCAUCGCUCGCCAACGCGACCGGGGAUGGUCGUGCGAGGGAGGUUCAGCGGGGAUGCAGGUGGUGGCGCCAUCUCGUGGUGUUCGUUGCAGCCAAGGACGAUCGCAGGAGGAUGGUUCGUGUGGCCGGGAGCGAGUGGAUGGUCGAGCGACCUGGUUCGACUGUCGUGGUCGUCUGCGUGGCUAAGGGCUGUGUGUGGUGCUGUCAAGGGAAGUGAUCGUAGUGCAGAUGGGAGAGGGAUCACUGGAGAAGGGGACUACUGAAGAGUGCAUCGGGUGAAGUGACAUUCUAGUCAACUUUUUCGACGAUUACGAUUUUUUUCCCGUUAAUUGUAACCCAUGUGUCCCCGUAAUGUGUCCUCCCAAUUAAAUGUAAUUGUGAAUUGUAAUUUAAUCUAAGUGUGUGUGUUUUUGUGGUGCGUUGUGGGGAUGCAACUGGGGAAUCAAUCCCCUGUUGCGUCCCAUCUUGUGUAAGUUUUACGAUCCCUAGUUCAGCCGUGGGUAGACGAAUUGCGUGUGAAGUGAUGCGAAGAGAAACUCCGAAAAUAGUUAGAUCUUCACAAAACUAGUCAGGAUUUCCAAUAACAUUUAGUUUCCUCUAGGAUCUAAUAUCUAUAUGUAGAUAUAUCUAUAUAGGGUCUAGGACUCUAGGAUCUACGUAUUCUGUUCUGAUGGUACAUCGAUUGCACGAAUAUUUGGAGAUAAUUUCGUAUGCGUCCGUCAGGUGGCACCACUACACCAUGUGUUCUGCGCCUGGCCUUAACUUGCAUAUCGAUUAUGCUUAGAGGAAUGAAUGGAAAUCCUUUUUAAAACUACAAUAUUAUUUAUAUUUUUCCUACUGUUAUACCACCAUGAUUGUGAGGGAGUGUAUUUGUUAGUAGUUUGUUCUAUUAAUUGUUGUUAUUGUUGUUGUUGUACAAGAUGCAAACUAGCCACCCAU